AACAGUCGCUCAGCAAGAAGCGCAUAGGCAAAAUGUAAUAUGUUGAACACAAUAUCAAUUAGGUUCGCCGUCGAAGACGAUCGUGGUGUGUGAGUUUGCACUAUGCGAUUACAGUGUGCUCGUCAAGUAAGCGAGACUGCCAUAGAAAGACACGUGUUGUCAGCGCCAGUCACAGGAUGCCUACGGGACUGAGAUAUCGCUAUCACCGCCGUGGACAGGCCGUAAGAGCUCAUGGCGAGGGCAGGUCGAUCAUCCGACGGGUAAUUCAGCCUCGACGGUCGGAGGUCCCAGCCACUCUCCGCCGUUUGCCUUAAACGCUCCUCAGUGCUAUAUAUACCGCAUCCGAAAAAUGUAGUCUACUCAGAGCCUCCUCUCCCACAACUUUCUCAUAUAACACCCACUCCAACUAGCUCAACCGCAUAUAAGCAAUUAUAUUUGCUGGAGUAGUCUGGGGCACGGUUAAAGGCACCCGUCAAUCGUCGAUCAACCCAACUGUCAUUAUUUAAACAUCCUUACUAACUAUAUUUUAACCUUUAUGCAAAGCAGCUGAAUUUCUAUUUCUGUUGCUUUUUCCGUGUUCCUUCGACUUUGAGCCUUGCUUUGUUCUACUACUACUUUCCCAUUUUCCGACUGGUUUUGUAUUCAUAUUGAUCAGCUGGUCUGUGCAUUCCUUGGCGUAAUGGAUAUUGACGAUACGGAGAGCGUGACCAGCGCGCAUACGGCUACUGGCACGAUUAGCAGCCGUUCGACACGGUCCAUGCUCACUGGCACUUCCAUGGACGGUACUCCUGCUCCAUCGGUGUACUCCUACCGUUCGGACCGCGAUAGUCGAGCUAUGCUACGCGAAAUUGCUGGAAGAACAUUAAAUUCAACAAAUGACCUUUAUCUGCUACCCGCAGAUGAAGGCGAACAUGGCCGACUGGAUAAGCAGCAUCUAGUCAAUCUUCUUGCGAUCGGAGGGCUCUAUAUCGCAGUAAAAGAAGUUCGCGAGGCCUUAGUUCCGAUCCCCGACCGCCAAAGAGCUAUCCUUGAUCUCGGCUGCGGCGGAGGAAAUUGGUGUAUGGGAAUGGCUCAAGAGUUCCCCCAUGCUCAGGUAAUCGGAGUUGAUUUGGCACCGAGCACGACCAGGCCACCUCCCUUCAAUUGUCGAUUUGAAUUUGACGACUUCACUCUUGGACUCGAACAUUACUACAAUUCAUUCGAUGUCGUACACUCUCGUUGUACAGCGAACGGGGUCGUAGAUUACGAAGGCUUCAUUCACGAAGCUGCGAAAUGCGUCCGACCAGGCGGUGUUCUGCUGUACACAGAAGGAAAUUUAGAGAUGCAAAGCGAACAGAAGAUUGGGCAAGAGCCUGCUUUUGGUGAAGGUGGUCCCAAUCAAUCGUGGCUUGCUCGGGCUACGUUCGAGGCGUAUAACCUCAUGAAAAAGAGGGGAAGCUAUGUGGACGCUGGCAUUAUGCUUGGUCGAUGGAUGGAGAGCUGUCCUGAUCUCACCGACGUUCAAUAUCGAGAACUAUGGACUCCGAUCGGCCCAUGGAAGAAAGGUUCGACGAUAGAAGAGACGCAACGCCUCGAGAUGGUAGGGACAUUGAUGCGACAGAACAUGAAGGAGUACGUGAGGUCGUGUAAGCCGAUGUUUGUCGCCACGGGGUACCCGCCCGCGCUUAUAGAACGGUUCGUGGAGGGGACUGACAGAGAACUUGACGAGCUGAAGAUACACAUGUACGUCAAGUGGCACCACGCGUGGGGGAGGCGUAGAGAGAAAUCGAACCGUCCUCUGGGACCUGCGACUCAGUUGAGUGGGACUGGGGGUGCGAUAACUGUUGAUGAGUAUGAGACACAGAUGAUGGUUGGGUAGCAGUAGCUUUUUCUGUUUCUGUUUUUCCUUUCGUUUUUGUCUUCGUAUGAGAGAUAUCGUUAUGACCUCUCUUCUUUUACUUUCUUUUCUUCGUUGCGUCCGUGUUUAAUCUCUAAUCCUGUCGCUGUUCGGUUGUAAAACUUCAUGUCUUUGUCGUUUUCUUUCACUGAAUCAUACUUCUGGGUGACUUCUUGUAUGGUGUGUUAUAUCCUGACGUCCCGUUCAAAAUGUACAAUACAAUACAAUACAACACCAACCACAUG
Messenger RNA from Fomitiporia mediterranea MF3/22, 2121 nucleotides. RefSeq lists its product as uncharacterized. The record is from RefSeq and is a predicted model, not a curated record. The transcript has 15 exons. NCBI's taxonomy places the organism in Eukaryota, Fungi, Basidiomycota, Agaricomycetes, Hymenochaetales, Hymenochaetaceae. Gene Ontology annotation, molecular function: methyltransferase activity. The coding region runs from base 680 to 1858 and encodes 392 amino acids.